GAGAAAGACCGAGCAGUUGGCAUGUGGUGCUGAGAAAGCGGGCAUAAUCACUGGGACAUAGUCAAACUUAUUUUGGGCACCAGUCGUCGACACCAUGCAGGCCAUCGUGGAUACCAUUCUGGGGAAUGCAAAAGAGGCUUUGAAGACGGUGUCGCGUGAGGCGUUCAACAACACGAUCAAGUGGAUCAACGGCGUGUCUGCGGUGGUCGUAAGCAUCAUCCCGGGGGCGGGGGACGGCUCCACAUGGAGCAGCUUCACGCAUCCCACCAUGCCCAGAUGGAUGGAAACCGGGGUUUCCGACUUCAAUCGCAUGGUCAGCGAGUUCACCCACUCUGACCAAAACCUCCUGUCCGAAUCCGGAUCCGAGUCGGGUUCGGACGAUGACAGCACCGCCUCCUUCUUUUCCCACCAUCACUCCCGCAACGGACUCUUCCGCCGAUCCCGCCGAUUCAUUUCGGGAAUGUUUGGGCGAAGCCCACAUUCCCGUCGAGAGAACGGACACUCGAAUCCGCUGUCUCCGAUAGCAUCAGAGCAGGGGUCAACGCAUCCAAGUAGGAGGAACUCCGCAGCUGGGGGCAGUUUGCCCAAGAGCGGGAGUGAGAACAGUUUGUCGCGGCGAAUGAGCGAUGUGUGGCAUUCGGCAUUCCCGUUCAGUGAGCGGAACCGAUCGGCGCAGAAGGGGCUCCUGGAGGAGCUACAAUUCCAACUAGAACGCGCCAUCGACUGGGGCUUCGAGCUGGUACGGGGCGCCACAUACUACGUUCUCUCCCCUUCCGAAGGGCUGCGCUUCAUCUUUUGGCGGAUACAGGGGCUGGGCCGCACGCAGAGCGCGUCGCAAACUGCGCGCGAGGAAGAGCAUAAGGUCACGACGGUGGAGCAGAUCAUCACGGACGCCGGGUAUCCGUACGAGGCGCACCGGGUGGUCACGGAGGAUGGGUACAUCCUACGGCUGGAGCGGAUACCCAGGAAGGAGUCUCGGCGGGCGGUGAUUCUGCAGCACGGCCUACUGGACAGCUCGCUCGGCUGGGUGGCCAACGGGGUGGUGGGCUCGCAGGCGUUUGCAGCGUACGACCAAGGGUACGACGUCUGGCUGGGCAACUUCCGCGGCUACACGUCACGAGAGCACGUCAAUCCAAACAUCUCGAAACGCGAUUACUGGGACUACACUGUCCUGGAGCACAGCCAGUACGACGUGGGCGGCAUGAUCCAGCGCAUCGACGACGUCAAGACCGCAGAACUGCCCCCCAUCUCCCCCCGCUCUAGUUACCACUCCGCCACAACUCAGCCCUCCACUCCAAACGCUCUAGAAGACCUUCCCGAACCCAGCCCGCACUCGCUCCACGGCAUCAACGUUUCCUUCGGUGAAGAAGAUGCUGCUCUUCAAACGCAACCUCACCCAAUCCCUGAUCACUUGAUUCCCGACGCGGCUUCCGAGGGUUCUCGAAAAGACGUGCUUUCUUCACCGGGGGGCUCUAGACGGUCGUCGCUCGACCUUCACCCCGCCCUGCCCGGGAAAUCCGGAAGAGGGGCCGAGAGCGAAGCGGAAGCGAACGGGCGGCACACGCGGGACCCGUCCCGGGUUUCGUCGUACGCGGAUGCGGACGACGGCGCGUUUUCGGACAUCGAGGAGGAGAUUCCGCCGUACACGCUGUCCGGAAUCGCCCACAGCCUGGGCGGAAUGGCGCUCAUCGUCUACGUCAUCCUCAGGCGGAUUGAAGGGAAGCCCCACCGGCUGGCCCGCUUGAUUCUGCUCUCCCCCGCGGGCUACCACGAGAAGACGCCGUUCCUGCUCGACAUCCUUCAGUGGUUCGCCCCUGCGGUCACCCCCUUCAUGAUGCGCUUCUGCCCCGGCUUCUACAUCCCCACGCGCUUGCUGCGCCACGUCUUUGGCAAGCUCGUCCAAGACUUCCAGUCGCUGCCCGCGCUGCGCGCCCUUGCGCAGGUUCUGAUCCGGACGUUCAUCCUGGGGGGCGACGACAGCAAUUGGAUUGACGCGCUGGAGCUGCCUCACUACAGCGCCCAGAACAUGCCCGGCAUUGCCUUCAUGGUCGCCAGCCAUCUGCGCCAGUGCAAAUGGUAUAAGCGGUUCCAGCUGUUCGACUACGGGCGUGCUAAAAACCUGCGGCGGUACGGUACGGCAGCGCCGCUCAACAUCGGCGCGCACUACAACCUGAUUGACAUCCCGGUGGAUCUGGUGGUGGGGACCAAGGACGGGCUCAUCCCGGCGGAGAUGAUUUACAAGCACUACAACAACAUGCGCCGCAACGGCGUCGAGGUGUCGAUCAAGGAGUUCGCUUUCGCGCACCUGGACUUCACGUUUGAGAACAAGCAGGAGCUGAUGUCAUACGUCAUGUCGCGCCUCGCGCUCGGCUCCAGCGCGGAGGCGCACACGCCCGCCGCGCGCCUGCGCUCGAUCGUGCAGGGCGAACGCGUCGCGGAGCGCAUCGCGAGUGCGCGGCUGGAAGACAAGGCCUCUGUGACCGGGGCCCGUUCCGAGCGGCGCAUCUCUCAGACGUCCUCCAUAUUGUCGAGCGAACUGGACGACUUUUUCUCAGAGGGGCGGCGAGACCGGCCGGCCAACGGCCACGUGUCCACGAACGGUGACGUCAGCAACGGGCGGCGGUGCGUCAGCCUGGGGGGUGCGGGGACGAGAAUCGAAUUGGAUGGCGGGUCGGGGGCGAGACGGGCGCCCGGUGAACCGAGGAGGAGCAGCGACGGGGGGGCGGUUCUGAGGGAGCAACGGAAGGAGCUGAAACAGUCGAAAAGUAAAAAGGAGCGGAAGAAGAAAGAGUACGAAGCGCUGUCGUUUGAGCAGCUGAUGGCGGCGUCGGAUGAGGAGAUGGAGGGGGUCGUGCAAGUGGAUGCCGAACGGAUGCUGAGGGAACUAUUGGGGCAUCGAGACGGGGGGGAGGAGCGGAGGGACGACGGGCGACCACUAAGCUGGCCGGACCAAGGGGCCAGGUCGCCGAGCAAGGGCGGCGCGGUGCGACGGGCGAGUCGGCAGAGCACGUAA
Molecule: messenger RNA, 3013 nt
Organism: Klebsormidium nitens
Lineage: Eukaryota; Viridiplantae; Streptophyta; Klebsormidiophyceae; Klebsormidiales; Klebsormidiaceae
Source: the annotation of a GenBank genome assembly